Molecule: messenger RNA, 1113 nt
Organism: Limanda limanda (common dab)
Lineage: Eukaryota; Metazoa; Chordata; Actinopteri; Pleuronectiformes; Pleuronectidae
Gene: pjvk
Product: pejvakin
Exons: 6
Coding region: 1-1113 (370 amino acids)
Biological process (GO): programmed cell death
Cellular component (GO): cytoplasm
Source: RefSeq, a predicted model, not a curated record
AUGUUUGCCGCAGCCACUAAGAACUUUGUGAAGCAGGUGGGAGACACCGGGAGGUUGAUCCCCGUCCCGAGCCUGAGCGAGGCCGACCGGUACCAGCCGCUCAGCCUGGUCACGAGGAAGAGGAAGAGGCACCUGUGGAAGAAGAACAAGUUUGCCUCCACGGCCUUCUCCCUGAAGGACAUCCUGGUGGGAGAGAAGGAGAUCACAGCAGGCGUCUCGUCUUAUCAGCUCCUGAACUACGAGGACAAAUCGGACGUGGCCCUCAACGGUCGCCUGGGAAACCACAUCAUCAACGACGUGGGCUUCAACAUCAGCGGCUCGGACUCUGUGGCCGUCAAGGCCUCGUUCGGCAUCGUGACCAAACACGAGCUGGAGGUGCCCACGCUGCUGCGGGAGCUCAACUCCAGGAAAGUGGACCUGGAUCACUGCCUGGUCCGUCAGGCCAAGGAGAGCCGGCGCUGUGUCCUCUGCGUGGUCGUGGAAAGCAUCCGCACCACGCGGCAGUGCUCCCUCAGCGUCCACGCCGGGAUGAGAGGGACCACCAUGAGGUUUCAGAUCGACGACGGGAGGAACCCGAGAGGUCGAGACAAGGCCAUCGUCAUCCCGGCUCACACGACCAUCGCCUUCAGCAUCUGUCAGCUGUUUGUUCGACUGGACGGGCGGCUCGAUAUUUGCGUGGCUCCGGAGUCUCAGGGCGGAUUCGAGCGGGAGCAGAUCCGGGAGCAGCUCGGCGGCUACAUCGGUCACUUCUCCAUGGGUCGACUGCGUCGCUUCCUGUCCGGGAUCAUCUACGGAAACCCCUUCAGAGCAGACGACCGGACGUUUGAGGAGCUCACCCACUCCGACACCUACAUGGACGACAUGGUGACGGACUACUACGAGAAAGCCGCCAGCAUGACGGACGUGUCCACCAGCUACCUGAGGGAAAGCGCCCACACGCGGGUCAACCUCCUCACGCACAACAUCCCGAAGGGCCCGUGCGCGCUGUGCGGCAUGGGGAACCAGCGGCGGGAAACCGUCUACGGCUGCUUGGAGUGCUCGACCGGAGGCCAGAAGUACGUCCGCCUGCACGUGGUGCCCUGUUUUGACCUUUGGCACAAAACGCUUCGGUGA